Molecule: messenger RNA, 321 nt
Organism: Linum tenue
Lineage: Eukaryota; Viridiplantae; Streptophyta; Magnoliopsida; Malpighiales; Linaceae
Source: the annotation of a GenBank genome assembly
AUCUUCGAAGUGAAGGCCACCGCCAGAGACACGCAUCUCGGAGGUGAGGACUUCGACAAUCGGCUGGUGAAUCACUUCGUUGCGGAGUUCAAGCGGAAGAACAAGAAGGAUAUCAGCAGCCACGCCAGAGCUCUGAGGCGGCUGCGAACUGCCUGCGAGAGGGCGAAGAGGACUCUGUCUUCCACCUCUCAGACCACCAUCGAAAUUGACUCCCUCUACGAAGGUAUCGACUUCUACUCCACCAUUACUAGAGCUAGGUUUGAAGAAUUGAACAAGGAGGCGGUGGGUCGUCGGGAAAGAAGGAGGAAGAAGAUGGAAUAG